Molecule: messenger RNA, 2451 nt
Organism: Vigna umbellata (rice bean)
Lineage: Eukaryota; Viridiplantae; Streptophyta; Magnoliopsida; Fabales; Fabaceae
Source: RefSeq, a predicted model, not a curated record
AACAACCUUUUUCAUUCAAAGCAAGUCAAUGUUGAAUUUCACAAGUACAAACGUAAGUACUCCCUUCCCACGUGCACAGUGCCACGUGACAUAAACGUAUAUGACGCCUGCAUUGCUGUCGAAACUCUUCUCACAGGCACGGUUUCGAAACUGACACCGACGCAAACGUCAGCGUUCAGUGAGUUUCCGACGUCAAUGGUGAAAACCCUGAAACCCUAAUCAUAAAACCCCUUCCAACAAAGUUUCCACCGGCUUCUUCACUAACCAUGGACUUCGAUCACCACCUAACGGAGCUUUCCGCUUCUUCGCCAUGCAUUCCCUCUGGCGAGGACUUCCAUUUCUACUACAAAUUCACGGAGUUCCGACGCCCGAUAGAAGAAAUCGCGCGGAGGACACAGUCGAUGCUCAACAGAAUUGGUUCGGCAGAGAAUAUUUGGGGCAGAGGCUCGGCAUUUCCCGCUGACGUGGACGACGCGUACGAGUGGCUUGUGAAUGCGAACGACGAUGUUUUCGAGCUGGUUGAUGAGUUGGUGGACGAGUUGCGGAGGAUUAUGAAGGAGGAGGGAGUGGAAUUUGAAAACGAGUUGGAGGAGAAGACAAAAGUGCCGUUUCAUAUACCGACGAUCAAGAAGCCUCAGUAUGCGUAUAAUAUUGUUGUUGAUAAUGCAAACCAGCCUUUUGAGCAUGUUUUGUUGGAGAAAAGUGAAGAUGGUCAGCGGUUUAUUCAUCCACUGGAGAAAUUCUCUGUUUUGGAUUUUGUUGAUAAAGAAAAUAUUGAGGAUAUUUUGCCAAUAAAGCCUCUGUCAAUAGAAUGCACCCCUUUCAAGCUUGUAGAGGAAGUCAAAGGAUUGAAGGAGUUGGCUGCUACGCUGUCUACAGUUAAUGAAUUUGCGGUGGAUUUGGAACAUAAUCAUUAUCGGUCAUUCCAAGGUUUGACUUGCUUAAUGCAAAUCUCAACCAGGACCGAAGAUUUUGUUAUAGACACUUUGAAGGUUCGUAAUCAUGUUGGACCAUACCUGAGGGAAGUCUUCAAGGACCCUACCAAGAAGAAGGUCAUGCAUGGAGCUGAUCGUGAUAUUUUGUGGCUGCAACGGGAUUUUGGCAUUUAUGUCUGUAAUAUGUUUGAUACUGGCCAGGCUUCUAGAGUGUUAAAAAUGGAGAGAUACAGUUUGCAACAUCUUUUGCAACACUUCUGUGGGAUUACUGCAAACAAGGAGUUGACUAGUCAACUCCUUGCAGAUACCAGAAUGCAGAUUGGAGAUUACGCCCUCUUCCUGAUGUGAUGCUGAGGUGCAACUGUGUUUUAAACUUAUCACAUUGUUGAUUCUUCCCAUGGUUUAUGUUUUGACCUGCUUUUAGAUGUGUAUUAGUUUAAUUUAUUAUCCAAUAAUAAACAAAGGGUAUGCGAUCCAGGUUUUGGGGGACACAGAUCUAAUAAGUUAUCUUGUUCUCUGUACUCAGUUGGGGAUGAUCUGUAGUUGAUGUUAGACCGAGAGUUUGGAAUUUAUAUGAUCACGUUGACAUAAGUUUCAUUAUGAAGCUUUUCGUCAUUAGUUACUACCCACAAAACUCAAGGAUUCAGUGAGCUUAGUGACUCAGACAAGAGCACCAAUGAGCUAACUGUUGAUCUUUCUUUUUUUAAAAGAUGUGACUAGAAGUGUCAUGCACAUGGGAAUCACUUCCUAGAAAUUUUCCCUAUGAAUUUUCCUUAGAAGUACCUGGGUGCUUAGUAACAAGGGAAUAAUGGGAUGUGGAGAACAUGCAUUAGGAUUAUAAAUAUAUUCAAUGGACUAGGAGAUAUUUAGAAUUAUGUAAUCAUAAAGGGAUAAAACUCAUUUUCCAUACUAUGAAAUUAUGGGAAAGGCAAUUCAACAUAGAUCAAUAGAAAUGACUUUGAUUAUAGGGAAUCAACCUGGACAAAGUCGGGGACUCAUCUAGGUUCAACCUGCACAAAUGUCUAGCUAUCCCUUCUUGGGAGGUGCACUCCAAUACUGUGAAGUGUCCUGCAGCACAUGUCCUGAAGUCUGCUUGCUUGUCUAAUCUGUAGCACCCCUAAGUCCAAUUUCCACGUCGCAGCCUUGACUGUUCCAUCUAGAGUAGAGUGUCACAAAAUGGAUGUUAGAGGAAAAUUCAAACUGGACUUUGGAAACUCAAGCCGGUAACUGAAACUUGGCUAUUGGAAAUAUAUCAAUCCACCACUAAAGCAGAUAUAUUUUAUUGAUGUUUACUUUUUGUAAUUUAAUAUAAACCUGCUCAUGUGACUGUACUAUUAACUCACUGGUUUUAAACCAGUAUCUUGUCUGAUUUAAUAACUGGUCUGCUUUUAAAAAACUCGUAUUAAGUGUUAGUUGUUAAGAGAAGUGUUGUGGAAGUCUUUGGAAAGGGAACUUGUUUGUGAUUUCGUGUACAAGACUUGUAUAGAUGUGGUAACUACCUUGAGUUUUUACUUCA